UCUCAUCUCUCAUCUGAAAUCCAGCGAAUCUCCCAAUUGCUGAGAUCGAGAAGCCGAAGCCGGAGCUGCAGUGGCCGUCUGUCCUUUCUCUUUCCACGGGCCUCCCCUUCUCAGCCCCUCUCUUCGACCGUCGAGGCGGCGACGGCCAUCGCUCUCAUCGACGGCACUUCUGAGUCAAUUACGGCUAUUAAGGAGCAAGAGAAGCAAAUUAACGAUUUUAGACAACAUUAGUGGGAUUAUAAGACCUUCAAGAUUGACGUUGUUAUUGGGUCCACCGAGCUCCGGCAAGACGACGCUACUAUUGGCUCUCGCCGGACGCCUUGGAACUGGUCUUCAGAUGUCAGGUAGCACAACAUACAAUGGCCAUGGCUUAAACGAGUUUGUGCCGCAGAGGACGUCGGCUUAUGUCAGUCAACAGGACUGGUUUGCGGUGGAGAUGACUGUAAGGGAGACUCUUGACUUUGCAGGGCGGUGUCAAGGUGUUGGAUUCAAAUAUGAUAUGCUAGUAGAACUAGCAAGAAGAGAAAAGAUUGCGGGGAUAAAACCCGAUGGUGAUCUUGAUAUAUUCAUGAAGUCAUUAGCUCUUGGAGAGAAAGAGACAAGCCUUGUGGUAGAGUACAUCAUGAAGAUUUUAGGGUUGGACAUAUGCGCUGAGACAGGAUAUUCUUUUGAGUUUUCUGAUGCAAGCUUUCUCUGUCUUAGACACAAUGGGAUGUUUCUAACUUUCUAUACUGACUAAUUAUUUAGUUAAUUAGUUCCUUU
Messenger RNA from Rosa chinensis, 762 nucleotides. RefSeq names its product ABC transporter G family member 31-like. Bases 338 to 739 code for a protein of 133 amino acids. The record is from RefSeq and is a predicted model, not a curated record. NCBI's taxonomy places the organism in Eukaryota, Viridiplantae, Streptophyta, Magnoliopsida, Rosales, Rosaceae. The transcript is spliced from 7 exons.